Equus quagga is the source of this 4395-nucleotide messenger RNA. Its product is annotated as zinc finger protein 345-like. Bases 181 to 3168 code for a protein of 995 amino acids. Gene Ontology annotation, molecular function: DNA-binding transcription factor activity; RNA polymerase II cis-regulatory region sequence-specific DNA binding. The record is from RefSeq and is a predicted model, not a curated record. The transcript has 3 exons. NCBI's taxonomy places the organism in Eukaryota, Metazoa, Chordata, Mammalia, Perissodactyla, Equidae. Gene Ontology annotation, biological process: regulation of transcription by RNA polymerase II.
UUCACCUGAACUGAGGGUCUGGAGCGAGAGUCGGGGCUGACGGGGCGGACGAGGAGGCGCCGUCCCCGUGGCCCAGGCGGCUCUGAGGCUCGGUGACGCCGCCUGGGGCCCCGGGCCACGGAGCGCCGCGCCCGGCGCCUCGUCUCCUGCCGCUCCCGAUCCCGGCCGCCCCCAAGGCCGAUGGCGGCGGACGCGCGGAGGGAGCCGGCUCAGGACAGUGUGACAUUUCACGAUGUUGCUGUGUACUUCUCCCGGGGGGAAUGGAGGCUCCUGGAUGAGGCUCAGAGACGCCUGUACCUGGAUGUGAUGCUGGAGAACUUUGCGCUUUUAUCCUCUCUGGGUUGCUGCUGUGGAGCAGAGGGUCUGGAGGCUCCCUUUGAACAGAGCAUUUCUGUAGAAGUUCCACUUGCCAGGACUCCCGAGGCAGCUCCAUCUUCUCAGAAGACCCACCCCUGUGAGAUGUGUGGUCCAGUCUUGAGAGACAUUUUCCACGUGGCUGAGGAGCAGGGAACACAACACAACCUGAAACCAUUGAAUUGUGGAGCUUGUGUGAAACAGUUUUACAUCAGAGCAAAGUUUCAACAUGACCAGGCGCAGCAUAUGGGAGAGAAACCAUUCAGAUGCAGUGUGGACAUGGCCUCAUUUGUGAAGAGCAGCAGAUUCCAUGUGUCAAGGAAUCCCUUUCCCUGGGGGGAGGUUGGGAAGGACUUCCUGGCCAGCUUGGGAUAUCUCAAACAAGAGGUCACUCACACCAGGGAGAAGCCAAAGAAACUCACCCAGUGUGUGGCCACUUUACCAAACAGAAGAAGGCGUUACAUCUGGGGAGAACACAGGAAAGACUUCAACCCCAAACACACGUUUGUUCAGGAUCAAGGUGUCCAAAUGGGAAGACAGUGUUUUGAGUGCCAUGAAUGUGGGAAAACAUUCAGGUACAAAUCCUCAUUUGUUGUGCACCAGAGAGUCCACACUGGGGAAAGGCUUCAUGUGUGUGGAGAAUGUGGCAAAUCUUUUAGGCGAAGCUCAACCCUCAGUCAACAUCAAAGAAUUCAUACUGGGGUAAGACCAUGCAAGUGUAGCAAAUGUGGGAAAUCCUUAAGCCACCAAUCUGUCCUUGUUCAUCCCCAAAGAUGUCAAAAUGGAGAAAACAGUUACAUGUGCAGUGAGUGUGCAAAAUCUUUUACCCAUAGCUCGGUGUUCAUUCAACACAGGGGAGUUCGAAUUGGAGAGAGGCCUUAUAAAUGUAGUGACUGUGCGAAAUCUUUUACCUCUAGCUCUGCCCUCAGUUAUCAUCAGAGAUCUCACACAGGAGAAAGGCCUUAUGAGUGCAGUGAAUGUGGGAAAUCUUUUAUCUCUAGGUCUGACCUCCGUUAUCAUCAGAGAGUUCAUUCUGGAGAAAGGCCUCACGAGUGCAGUGAAUGUGGGAAAUCUUUUAUUACUCGUACUGCUCUCCGUUAUCAUCACAGAGUUCACACUGGAGAAAGGCCUUUUGAGUGUAGUGAAUGUGGGAAGUCCUUUACCCGAAGAAAUAACCUCAUUAUACACCUAAGAGUUCACUCAGGAGAAAGGCCUUAUGAAUGCACUGAAUGUGGGAAAUCUUUUACCUUUAGCUCCAGCCUUCGUUAUCAUCACAGAGUUCACACAGGAGAAAGACCUUAUGAGUGCAGUGAAUGUGGGAAAUCUUUUAAUGAUAGGUGGACACUCAUUCGACACCGGAGAAUUCACACUGGGGAAAAACCUUAUGUGUGCACUCAGUGUGGGAAAUCUUUUACCUGUAGCUCCACCCUCCAGUAUCAUCAGCGUGGUCACCUUGGAGAAAGGCCUUAUGGGUGCACUGAAUGUGGGAAAUCUUUUACCACCAGCUCUGCCCUCCAUUAUCAUCAGAGAGCCCACACAGGAGAAAGGCCUUAUGAGUGCAGUGAAUGUGGGAAAUCUUUUAUCUCUAAGUCUGACCUCCAUUAUCAUCAGAGAGUUCAUUCUGGAGAAAGGCCUUAUGAGUGUAGUGAAUGUGGGAAAUCCUUUAUCCGAAGAAAUAACCUCACUUUACACCAGAGAGUUCACACAGGAGAAAGGCCUUUUACGUGCAGUGAUUGUGGAAAAUCUUUUAACAAUAGGUGGACACUCAUGCAACACCAGAGAGUUCACACAGGAGAAAAGCCUUAUGUGUGUGGUGAAUGUGGGAAAUCUUUUACCUGUAGCUCUACUCUCUGUUAUCAUCAGAGAGCUCAUGCGGGAAAAAGGCCUUACAAAUGCAGUGAAUGUGGGAAAUCUUUUACUUCUAGUUCCACCCUUCGUUAUCAUCAGAGAGUUCACACAGGAGAUAGGCCAUAUGAGUGCAGUGAAUGUGGGAAAUCUUUUACCUCUAGCUCAGGCCUCCGUUAUCAUCACAGAGUUCACACUGGAGAAAGACCCUAUGAGUGCAGCGAAUGUGGGAAAACCUUUAAGGACAGGUCACAAUUCAAUAAACACCAGAGAGCUCACACUGGAGAAAGGCCUUAUGAGUGUAAUGAAUGUGGGAAAUCCUUUAGCCAAAAAUCUUCCCUCUCAAUACACCAGAAAAUUCAUAAUAAAGAAAGAUCUUAUGAGUGCGGUGAAUGUGGGAAAUCUUUUACCUCUAUCUCAGGUCUUGCUUAUCAUCAGAGAGUUCACUCGGGAGAAAGACCUUAUGAGUGCAGUGAAUGUGGGAAAUCUUUUACUAACAGCUCAAUACUGAUUCGACACCAGAGAGUUCACACAGGAGAAAGGCCUUAUGUGUGCAGUGAAUGUGGGAAAUCUUUUACAAGUAGCGCCACCCUCUCUUAUCAUCUGAGAGUUCAUGCAGGAAAAAGGCCUUAUGAAUGCAGUGAGUGUGGGAAAUCUUUUACUUCUAGUUCUACCCUCCGUUAUCAUCAGCGAGUUCACACAGGAGAUAGGCCUUAUGAGUGCACUGAAUGUGGGAAAUCUUUUAUCUCUAGCUCCAAACUCCGCUAUCAUCAGAGAGUUCACACAGGAGAAAGACCUUACGAGUGUAGUGAAUGUGGAAAAUCCUUUAGGGAUAGUUCUCAAUUCAGUCAACACCGGAGAGGUCACACUGGAGAAAGGCCGUAUGAGUGCAGUGAAUGUGGGAAAUUUUUUAUGCGAAAAUCUACCCUUUCUCAACAUCGGAGAGUUCACACUAGAGAAAGGCCUUAGAUGGGCAGAGAACGUGCAGUUUCCUUUUCAGUGGAAUGACACCAGUGCAAACUCUGAGGAACCAUCUGUUGGAAUUGAUUCUCAUACAUCUGAACAUGCACACUGGGGAGAUUUCCUCUAAGUUUCAGUUGUGUGGGAAGUUUGUGUAAAUAUAUGGCCAUUUCUAACCUGUCCAAGGCUCUUUCCAGGUUUGUGUCAAACUCCUGGUUUCUGUGGUUGAAACCAUUUCACUUCUACCACCUGGCAGGUCCACACAGUGUGUCUUGUCAGUUACUACCCCAGUGUGCUCAAGGAAGCUGACCUCUGUUCUCCCAUGUGUUAGAGGAAGUUAGGAAUAGUCUGAGCCCUCAGGGGUCAGCUUUCCCUCUGCCUUGACUGCCUUCCACAUGGACCUGAGUCAGUGUUGGUGCAGAGAAUGACUACCUUUUUCAGGGACGUGUGGUCUCCACAUUACCCUUGUGAUGAUUUUUUUCCAGCUUCCAAGUCACAAACUCAAGUACUGCCUGCUGCCUGUUGCUUUGUCUUGUACAAUAUCGAAGGCCUUAUAGUUUAAGUCCUCCUUAAUCUUACAUGUUUUAUUUACUCUGUGGGGUAGUUUGUAAACAGAUUUUGCCUUUACAAGCAUGAAGGGUUGAACAACUUUUUAGGUGUCUCAAACUUAGUGUGCCUGAGGAGAGACAAUGUGAUGGCAGAAAAUAACUUGUCAGUUUUAACCAAAUUUCUAUUGCUCCCACAGCCUCCCAGAAAAGACUGCAGUGUUUUCUGGUUCUCAUAUGAGGCCUGAAUGCUGUGAUUCAGGAGGCUCAGUGAUGACCCUGAGGAAAGGGUUGGUGUGAGAACCUCAAGUGAGUCUGAGGGCAGCAUGAACUUUUUCCCUUCCUCACAGGAGGUCUCACCAGACGUCAGCACUGUGGAGGGGAUAUCUUCCCCAUCCACAAAGAGCCGUGUGGCCUGAUGUCCACAGUUCGUUGGGUGAGAGUCACUGGUUGUAAGACUAUUGGGUCCAGGAGAAACUAUAAUUGGUAGAGAAACACUGGCUUAACAGGGAGUGGAGGAGACUGCAGCCAGCUGGAUGGAAUGUGCCUCUUCUGAAAAUGCAUCCAGAAGUGGUUCUGUGUUGGUGACUUGUGGCAUCAGUUUGUACACAAAUCUUGGAAGCUCCAGGCAAGUUUAUCUUGUGUAGCUGAAGUCACUGUCCAAGAAUGUAAUAAAAAUUGUUGAAAAGUU